Molecule: messenger RNA, 1527 nt
Organism: Naegleria gruberi
Lineage: Eukaryota; Heterolobosea; Eutetramitea; Acrasida; Naegleriidae
Exons: 2
Coding region: 1-1527 (508 amino acids)
Source: RefSeq, a predicted model, not a curated record
AUGGAAAAGCUUUGGGUGGGAGAGCCGAAUGUGGAGCCAAUUACAGAGAUUCUAACAGAAAUAGCUAAAAGAAAUGGAUCAAUUGAAGAGUUGUCAAGCUCUUUCAAAUUAGAUUUUGAUGAUGAAUCUGUAUUUGAAUUAUUGAAUAUAAGAAAAGAAAGCCCAACUCCACUUCAGGUCGAAACUCUUAGUGUCAAAUUACCAGACGAAAAUAGAGGAAGACAUAUUUAUGAGGCAUUAGAGAGUCAAAAAUUUAUCAAAACUAUUGAAUCAGAACCAAUUGGUUAUGGAUUGAAGGCUGUGGAAAUUGAAAUGACAUUAACCAGAUCUAAACUUUUCAAAAUUCUAACAAAAUUGAAAGAUAUAGAGAUAUUGUGCCUCAAUAUUGAACAUCAGGAAUACCAAUACACAGUGGGUGGUUUGGGAAGGGGAAAAGGAGGUGUUCGUAUACCUAUUAUUGAUAACAUUACAGAGGAUAGAAAGGAAGCAUUUGACGAAACUUUUGCCUACAUACCUAUAUUUUAUAAUCUAAAGACAUUAAGAGUAGACAAGUACUUUAAUGAUACUUGCUGUAUUUUUGAUAUACUUGGAUUGUUUCCUAACCUGGAACAUUUCUAUUUGAUUAGUUCUACAUCUGUUGAUGACGAUCAAUUAGAAUUAAUUUGCAAAUUCUGUCCAAAAUUGAAAACACUUGAUAUUGCUAGUGACGAUGGCUCAACUCAAAUAGAAUUAGACAUUACAGAUGAAGGUCUGUUAAAAUUCUUAGAAAAACAAUCAAGUAUUGAAGUAAUAGAUUUAGAACCUGUGUCAUGUAUUACUGGUGCCAUAUUGAAAAAACUUGGAGACUUCCUAACAUUGAAAAGUUUUAGAGCACAACGAGUUUGGUAUGAGGGUGGAUACGAAGAGCAAGACGAAGAUGUCUAUUUUGGAGGAAAUCCAAAUCCAAAAUUGGAAUAUAUAGAUAUUGGUUCUGGGUAUACUUUUAAUGAUGAACAAUAUGAAAAAUUAUUGAGCUCUUUGAAAGCUGUUGCACCAAAUAUAAAAAGCUUUGGAGAAUUUGGAGAAUUAGAUUCAAAGAAAUCCAAAAAGAUUGUAGAAUUAUAUAUCAAUACUUUAGAAGAGAUUGAAAUCAAUUCAGGCACAUUCGAUUUAAUUCAAUCAUGUGCCAAUUUGAAGAAAGUAAUAUUGGAUAGAGUUUUGGAUAAACAAGACAAGAAGAUUGGAUCUAACUCGAAUGUAACUGAACUGGUUAAUUAUUGUUGCAGUCAUGAAAUGUAUCCUCUUCUCACAGAAUCAUUUCCCAACUUGAAAGUUAUUGAAAGCACUGAUUUAGGUCUCUUCAAUUUUUUACUAGAAAACAUUAAUUGUUGGCCGCAACUUGAAUAUCUAAAUCUACAAACUGAGCCUACACUCGACCUAUUAGAAGUACUAAUUUCUCAAAGACCAAAGCUUGCUAUUGUACUACAGGAAGAUCAUAACUUCUCAAAGAUUGGACUGAUUGAUCAACGAAAAGAAGAGCAACAAUGA